GCUGCCGCCGAGCCCAGUGGAGCGGAGACGAGCGGUGCUGAGCCCAGCCGAGGGGUGCCGAGCCCAGCCGAGGGGUGCCGAGCGGAUUCGAGCCCAACCGAGCGGAGCCGUUUCAGGAGCUGCGAACGCGGUGCCGAGCCGAGCGGUGCCGAGCCAAAAUAAGCAGACCCGAGCGGUGCCAGUCGGAGCCGAUCCAGGCGCUGGGACCGCGGUGCUGGGACCGCGGUGCUGAGCCGAAUUGAGCCCAGCCGAGGGGUGCUGAGCCGAGCGGAGCCGAUCCAGGCGCUGCAGUCGCGGGAUCCCAAGCCGAUCCAGGCGCUGGGAGCGCGGUGCUGAGCCGAGCGGAGCGGAGCCAGGUAUGCCCCUCCGUGGGUGACCCCGCACCGACAGAGCAGAGUCCCUGGCAGCUGUGGGCUCUUAAGCUAAAUGGUUCUGUCCUGAGAGGAAGCUGCAGCAGCAAAAGGAACAACACACUUUGGGGCACAUGGUGGAUGCUUGAGAGCGGAGGAUAAGGUACGAGUGUCUGGGACCGGUGGAAUGGAGGCCUGAUGUAGAUGGAAAGAUGGAUGAAGAAGAAGCUCUGAACUCUAUUAUGAAGGAUUUGGCAGCUUUGGGCAAAUGCGGGGGGCUGCUGGACAACAACAGGAAUAAAAACAGCGUCCACUCCAGCAAACAGCAGCGAAAUCUCAGGAUCAAGUUUGAAUAUGAAGGAGAAAAACGGAUUAUCCAGUUUUCAAGACCAGUCAAAUUCAAAGAAGUGGUGCAGAAGGUCACGGAUGCUUUUGGACAGACGAUGGACUUAGUCUGUGCACAUAAUGAGCUCCUGAUCCCGCUGAAAUCCCAGGAAGAUUUGGACAAAGUGAUGGAACAGUUGGAGCUGAGCCCUUCUCUGAAAAGCCUGCGGAUCCUUGUGAGCGCUCCAAAGAAAGCGAAUCUGCUCCAGCCAAACAGCAGUAAACAGCAUGAAAUGAGGAUCUCCAGAUCCAUGGGUGAUAUCAUGGGAUCCCUGUACAAGGACUCCGAGAGGACACGGAAGUAUUCAACAGGCUCUCUGCACACUGGCCGGAGCUCUCCACCCCCGGGGAGUGUUCCUGAAGAGCAGCAGCAGAUCGCUCGCCAGGGGUCCUACACCAGCAUCAACAGCGAGGGUGAAUUCAUCCCUGAGACCAUGGAUCAGAACAUGCUUGAAGCUUUCAUCAGCCCUGAUGAGUCGCUGUCUGGGAGCUGCCAGUCACUGGAUAGAUCCGUGGACAGCCCUCCCUUUACUCAAACCCCUGUUCCUGGAAGGAAGGGUCAUCCCAAAGACAGUCUUGAUUGCAUGGAUUUCGACAUCCCGUUCUGUGAGAGGUUUGGGAAAGGUGGGACCUUCCCGAGGCAGUACCACCUCUCCCAGAGUCGCAAGGACUACAGUGAUGGACGGAGGACUUUCCCCAGGAGCUACUUCCCACAGGAGAACCUGUUCCAGCUUGUCCCUUCUAGCCGAACCAAGAGCUUUAAUGGGGACAGCAAACUCAGCACCUUGCAGUACGACGAGUACAGGCCCAAAUGGUGGAACAAUUGUGAAAAAGGUCUGCAGGUCUUCAGCACCUCCCCUACGAAAGCCAGGAACUCCCUACAGGCACCUGUGAACUGGAGGCUGGGGAAGCUGCUUGGAAGAGGAGCUUUUGGUGAAGUUUAUCUCUGCUAUGAUGCUGACACCGGUCGGGAGCUGUCAGUGAAGCAGGUGCCCUUUGACCCUGACAGUCAAGAGACAAGUAAAGAGGUGAAUGCCUUAGAAUGUGAGAUUCAGCUGUUGAAGACCCUCCGUCACGACAGGAUAGUGCAGUACUAUGGGUGCUUGCGGGAUCCUGAGGAGAGGAAACUGUCUAUCUUUGUUGAAUACAUGCCAGGGGGCUCAAUAAAGGACCAGCUAAAAGCUUACGGUGCUCUGACUGAGAACGUCACACGGAAGUACACCAGGCAGAUACUGCAAGGAGUCUUCUACUUACACAGCAAUAUGAUUGUCCACAGGGACAUUAAAGGUGCCAAUAUUUUGAGAGAUUCUGCUGGAAAUGUGAAACUUGGAGAUUUUGGAGCCAGCAAACGCAUCCAGACCAUCUGCAUGUCUGGGACAGGAAUUAAAUCAGUCACGGGAACACCAUACUGGAUGAGCCCAGAGGUUAUCAGUGGAGAAGGCUAUGGAAGGAAAGCAGAUGUGUGGAGCGUGGCCUGCACCGUGGUGGAGAUGUUAACGGAGAAGCCGCCGUGGGCAGAGUUCGAAGCCAUGGCAGCUAUUUUUAAAAUUGCCACCCAGCCGACUAACCCCCAGCUCCCUGACGGCGUCUCGAACUACUGCCGCAACUUCCUCAAGCAGAUCUUCGUGGAGGAGAAGCGGAGGCCAACGGCCGAGGACCUGCUGAGACACCCCUUCGUCAACUGCGGGCUCUGAGUCCCUAGCAGCGGGGAUGGGGCAACACUGGCGGGAGGGGGGCAGCCGCCAGACCUGCGGCCUUUUGUGCUCUGCGGUUCAGACCUCCACCCUGGGCUCUGCUGGUGGGGGCUCCCGCAGGUCCCUUCUUGCUCAGCAUCUGCUGCGUUGUUGGAUUUCCAAGCUGCGCUCAGGACCGUCAGUGACAGGAAUUCGGAGCAAGGGAUUUCCUGGACUGUGCGAGUGCUGGCCUUGUACCAAGUAACCAUCUUGCCGCCAGCAAUGUCGUGGUUGUCCCCUUAUGCCAUGUUACUUAUCUCUAGGGGAAGGUGCGGCAAGUGGGAUCUGUCCUCCCGCAGCAUAACAGCAAUGCUGACAGCAUCCCCAGGACUGGCAGAGGAGUAGAUGCUUAGUGGCGAGUGGCGAUCACCACCUUUCGCAGGGGAACAGACAUGGGCUUCAGCCAAGCCGGAGGAGAUGAUCCUCAGACCGCAGUGUUGGGGGGACCCAGAUGUCCCUGUUCACAAGGGGACCAAACCGUCCUGGAGGUCGCGGGACCAGACAGCAUCUCCAGUGAGGCGGCGUUUAAUACUGUUCUGUGCCUUAAGCGGUUACAAUCAAGGAGUGAUGCUUGACUCGGCACAAAUCAUGGAGUCGGGCUCAAUAAUGCAGCGGCUGUGUUGAUUUUGUGUGCAUGUGUGUGCGUGUGUGUGCGAAUCUUGGAAGAAGGGGUCUUCUCAGGCGCAGGAGGUCUCUGUGGGGUACACCCAUGGACGGAUGCCUGGGACCUCUGCCACGGGGUCUGUAGAGGGAUGUUUAGAUGCUGUCAAUGCCUGUUCUGGGAACCAUCAGGGUUCAAGUGGGAGCUGGGGGGGAUCUUGGAGAGGGCAGCUCUAUGCACAUCCCUGUAGCCCGGCUAACCUGUGCCCAUGCUGCUAUGCUGGGGCUGGAGGGAUGCCAACGCCUUUCAGAAGUGGAGCUGCAGGAGGAGCCCAGUGGGUCUCCAUAAAACCCAAGCAGGUACCUAAAAUUAGGCAGAGAGGACUGGCGCCUGUGGAUGUGGGCUGCUGAGGGCUGGGUGCCGUCUCCUCCAUGCCUUGUGGGACCAACUCUGCAUGCAGGGAAGGGGGAUGUCACCUCCAUGGUAACCAGAUGUGGACCAUGAAGCCUCAGAUCGGGAGAGCAGAGCUGUGUUGGUCGAGGGCAGCUGGAAACAGAUUUUUUUUACCACAGUACAUUUAAAGUUGUAGGAGAAAAUGGGCUGUCAUGGCCCGCUUUAAAAAGUGAGCCUCUUGAUGCUUCCAUCUAACUACAGCCUGUUUUUUUCCCAUCCUUUGUCCAAAAUCUCAAUGGCAUCUGUAGUUCAACAAUUCCCUUGCUUUGUCAAUCUGCUUUGUCAAUCUAGCUAUUUGAUCAGUAUCCUUUCUGGCUGUAAUUUUUAUUUGGAGCUCAGCUUCAUCAUCUUCUUCCAUGUACUGAUGACAUUUACAAUGAACGCUGUCUAUGUCCUCAGAUUGGAAUGCUUUCUCCUUGACACUUUGCUUUGUUGCUCUGAUUCUUUGAGGGCCUCUUCUUCUUUCUCCUCCUCACUCCCCUUUCUUCUCUCCUCCACCUCUUCUGCAUUUACAGGGGCUUGAAAAGUUGCUGGUCUGUUCUCUCCUACAUUCUGCUUUAACUCUAGCAUCUGCCUUACUGUGCUAGCAUUUGGAUAUGUCGUAUUGUCAGUGUUUGUAGUGUCAGUUGCUGCUUUUGCCAGAGACGGAGGUGCAGUUGGUGUAUCUUCCUGUCUUUUCAUCAAGUCCUCCCUUUGUGCUUCUUCACACCAUUCCUUUUGAGUAGCCGUGAGCCCGGCUGCUAGAACCACACAAACAUAUGCUUUCCCUUCGCCUGGCUUUCUCCGGUUCUGCCUUGCAAGAGCCCUAAUCCAUUCUGCCACCACAAAGGGUAACUGCCAGUGUUUCUCUCCCAGCCGCAUCCAGCAGGAUCAGUGCAUGCUUUAUAGUCCUUCAAAACAUUUUCUAGUGGGGAGUGAUUGAGUAUAAGUGUCUGGACUGCCAUGCUUACUGCUGGGACACGACCUGCUCUGAGCAGGCAGGCAAAACUCCCUUUGCAGUUCCAGAAACUGCUUAUCCCUCCUAAAACCUACAGUUUGGAAGCAGAGCAGUCCAGCACUUCCCAGCCACUGUGACCAUCUGCCAGGGCACACCCAUACUAAGUGGGAGGACGAACCCCCCCCUUUCAGACAAUUACUGAAAUGGCUAAUCCAAUAAUUACGCCGUCCCCCUCACCAUUUCUCACCAGCAUCCUGCUGACUAUGUCAAUUUCGAAGAUCUCACAGCCCGCUUUAAAAACUGAGCCCUUUAUCUAGGCAUGGCACCAGAGCAAUCCAAAAUCACUCUGGAGGAGGGUGGAAUCAAUAUUUUUAGUAAACAAGGUGCACACCCUUAAAACACUGGGUUCAAACAGUCAAACAACCUGUUCACAACAGAGCACCGACAGAAAAAGCACAGCAGCUGAAGUUAGGAACAGCCUGGCGCUCGGCAAUGAUCUGCUUAAUCGAACCUCAAAAACGGUGAGAGAACCCUGAUGCUGCCAGAGUCAAAACUGAAAUCACAACAAAGCCAGCAGCUACAGCCCGCUGCAGCCAGAUGUGUUGCAAAGUGAAAAGAGAGGAAAGGAGAAAAGAGAGGAGAGAAGAGAGGAAAGGAAAAAAAGAGAGAAAUAGUUACAAGAGAAAUGGGAAAAAUGAGAGCUAGUCACCAUCUUGGGGACUGUGCAUGUUGCAACACGUGUUUCUUCAUCCAGAGGAUCAAAAAGAUGGUGGGUGUCUGCAUACGAGGUUGCAGGCUUUCACGGGGAUUUUUAAGCUCUCUGUCACCAAGGUCAGGGAGAAAAGCAGGUAAUGGGGCUGAGUACGCACUCCAUGAGUUAGGUCCAGAUAUGACAUGUUCUCCUGCCCAUCUUGGCAUUGGGCGAGGAGGGCUCACCUGCUUUGAGCCAUCAACCGAUGCCAUGCCUGGUCUAUACACUGGCCAGUUGAAACAAACUUGGGAUCCAGCACUACCCUGCUGGGAUACCUAGGCUGGGAGCAUGCACAGAGUCUCUGGAAGCUAAUCAAUUAAGCAGGUCUUGGUUAUUCUGGACAAAUCAAUUGCACCAUCCCACCUCCCCCUUCCCUGCUGCCCUUGCUCUUUCCACCCACCUCAGCAAUGGGUUAAAUUAGCAGUUGUAGGGAGGUUGCCAUCUUCAGCCUGGUGCGUCACACAUGGGUAUAUUUUAAUAUUGUUCUUAAAUGAAAAUGAAAACUGUUGCUUGGAAUGAAGAGGAAAUUGAGAAGUUGGUUGUUUGUGAGACUUCACACAUCCUUGAAUUCUUCUCCCUGGAAGAGAUCAAGGCUUUGCACACCUGGUGUGGCAGUGGGAGUGUUUCCUUGUGCACAGCUUUGAGAAAAGAUAGAAAAAUUAGAGUUAUUUCAGUUUAAGAAAAAAUAAAUACUGGUAAUGUUUAGGCAAAUUAAAGAAAUAGCUAAAAAGAUUCCCUGUAAAUUCACCUUCAGUGCUGCAGAGGCCAGUUAUUUCUCAUGUGGGCUCUGGUGAAGUUGGGUGCUGUGCCAGUCACCGCAGGGUGAUGGGCACGUCUCCUCCAGAGGGAAUGAGUAGGACCAAAUCUAUCAGUCUGCUUAGUUAUAUGAAUCAUAGAAUCAUUAAGGUUGGAAAAGACCUCUAAGAUCAUUGAGUCCAACUGUCAGCCCAAGACCACCGUGCCUACUAAACCAUGUCCCCAGGUGCCACAUCUGCAUGCUUCCUGAACCCCUCCAGGGAUGGAGACUUCACCACUUCCCUGGGCAGGCUGGUCCAAUGCUUCACUACUCUUUCAGUAAUGAUUUCUUUCAUAAUAUGCUAAUAUGGUGUGGAUGGAAAAAAAAUAUAAGAAAAAAGCGUUUGUCAGAAAAAAGGUAACAAAGCACAGUUUCACCAAAACUAAAAGCCCUCCCAUUUCUAAGCUGUUUUCUCCUUUUUCACUGAAUCUGCUCGGUUUGAUGUUCUCAGCCUUUCAGUGGUGGGUGUUCUCCUUUCCAAAGCCUUGAGAGCAAAAUGGGCUGCCCCAAAAAUGCUCCCAGGGUCCGCAAAGCACCCAAACCUUCCCGUGGAUGGAUGCGGCUCAUGUGUGCAGGUGUGUAUGUGCGUGUGUGUGUGUGUGCGGGUGUGAAUUGCUCCUCAGGUGCCUUUGCCUUUUUAUGUUUAAAACCCUUGCAGUGUUUGGAUGUACAGAAUGGAAAAGAGAAUGUAAUAUUAUGCCAUGUAAAGUUGAUUUUUUUGUUUGGUUUGCGUUUUUUUUUUUUCCCUUUAAUUUUUGUUUUAUUUUGCCGGCAGCAAUGCUGGUGGCUUCCCCUGUCCAUCCCAUGGGGUAAAUGAUAUUAUUUCCUCGGAGGAGUUGGCUGGAGGAGCGGGGCUGGGACUGAGGGACUGCCUCAGGCACGAGCGGGGUCAGGGACU
Molecule: messenger RNA, 6903 nt
Organism: Cuculus canorus (common cuckoo)
Lineage: Eukaryota; Metazoa; Chordata; Aves; Cuculiformes; Cuculidae
Product: mitogen-activated protein kinase kinase kinase 3
Exons: 18
Coding region: 563-2428 (621 amino acids)
Biological process (GO): protein phosphorylation
Molecular function (GO): protein binding; ATP binding; protein kinase activity
Source: RefSeq, a predicted model, not a curated record